This is a messenger RNA of Diaporthe batatas, 1395 nucleotides long. Its product is annotated as tryptophan--tRNA ligase MSW1. Gene Ontology annotation, molecular function: ATP binding; tryptophan-tRNA ligase activity. The record is from RefSeq and is a predicted model, not a curated record. Gene Ontology annotation, cellular component: mitochondrion; mitochondrial matrix. Bases 1 to 1395 code for a protein of 464 amino acids. Gene Ontology annotation, biological process: mitochondrial tryptophanyl-tRNA aminoacylation. Lineage: Eukaryota; Fungi; Ascomycota; Sordariomycetes; Diaporthales; Diaporthaceae. The transcript has a single exon.
AUGCUGUGUAGGCGGUCACGGAGGAUACUGGGCUCGAGGCCCAUAGCAAUAGGACAGGCCGCCCAAGCUGCGCCACCCAGCAAUUCACACCCAGCCGCGCACCCGUCGAUAUCCUCACAGAUAUCUCACCAGCGCCGUUUGGCCUCAACCACCACCACCACCACCACCACCACCACCACCACCACCACACCCACAAACCCCAGCGAUGCCGCCCCAAAGGUGAUCUUCUCCGGCAUCCAGCCCACGGGCGUGCCACACCUGGGCAACUACCUCGGCGCGCUGUCACAGUGGGUGGCGCUGCAGGAGGAGGCAACAUCCACCAGCCCGACGACGCGGCUCCUCUUCUCGGUGGUCGACCUCCACGCCAUCACGCUGCCGCAGGACGCGGGGCAGCUGCGCCGGUGGCGCCGCGAGAUGCUGGCCGCCCUGCUGGCCGUGGGCCUGGACCCGGCGCGCAGCACCAUCUUCCACCAGAGCUCCGUGCCCGCGCACGCCGAGCUCAUGUGGGUGCUGUCGUGCACCGCGUCCAUGGGGUACCUGUCGCGCAUGACGCAGUGGAAGAGCAAGCUGUCGCUGCCGGAGGACGCGUCGGCGCUGGGGGACUACGACGGCGGCGAGGGGGCAGGGGGAGGUGGAAGCGGUGAUGGCAAGUCUUCCUCGGCGGCCGCCCUCAAGCUCGGCCUCUUCUCCUACCCCGUCCUCCAGGCCGCCGACAUCCUCGUGCACCGCGCGACGCACGUCCCCGUGGGUGAGGACCAGCGGCAGCACCUCGAGUUCGCGCGGGAGUGCGCCGCCGGGUUCAACCACACCUACGGCCCUGGCGGCGGCGGCGGCGGGGACAAGGACAAGAAGAGAGGAAACAUCCUCGUCCCGCCCGAGACGAUCGUCAGCCCCGCGCGCCGCGUCAUGAGCCUCGCGGACCCGACGAGGAAGAUGAGCAAGUCCGACGCCAACGCCGCGAGCAGGGUGCUCAUCACCGACGCCGAGGCGGACGUGCGGCGCAAGAUCAUGCGCGCCGUGACGGACUCGCAGAGCGGGUUCGUCAGCUACGACCCCGCCGCGCGGCCUGGGGUGUCGAACCUGCUGGAGAUGCUGGCGGUCCUCGAGGGCGGCGGCGUGAGGGGGGGCAAGGGCAAGGGCAAGGGCAAGGGGAGCAGGACGCCGGAGGAGGUGGCGCGGGGGUUCGAGGGGGCCCAGCACCCGCUCAAGGCGCUCAAGGAGCGGACGGCGGAUGCGGUCGUCGCUGAGCUGAGGGAUGUGCGGGAGAGGUACCUGGAGCUGAUGGGCAACAACGGCGGGAGGGGCCUGGAUGAUCUCGAGGCCGUUGGUGCCGAGAAGGCCAGGGCGAGUGCGGAUGCGACCAUGAAGCUUGUCAAGGAUGCCGUAGGGUUUUAG